This is a messenger RNA of Salvia hispanica, 917 nucleotides long. RefSeq lists its product as uncharacterized. Lineage: Eukaryota; Viridiplantae; Streptophyta; Magnoliopsida; Lamiales; Lamiaceae. The record is from RefSeq and is a predicted model, not a curated record.
CAGUAUAUAUAUACACACACAACUAUCGUCCACACAAACACCACCAAUCAUCACCAUCAUAUCUCCGAGAAACGACGUCGCAGCGGCAGCAAUGAACGGAGUCGAAACGGUGGCGAGCUGGCUCACUCCUCCGGUCCUCUUCUGCGUCCUCAACGUAAUGAUCGGCGCCAUUUUCCUCCGAUCCAAGCUCUAUCCGCCACCGCCGAGAAACGACCGCCACUUGCUCGUCCGAGUCCCCUCGUUCCUCGAGCGAGUCAGGUCGUUCAACCGGUCCGCCUACCUCCCCCCGCAGCCCGAGCCGGCGGCGCGUGAGGCCGAACAGCCUCCUCAGCCCGACGAGGCGGCGCGUGAGACACACCACGCGCCUGAUCCGGUGGCAAACGCGGCGGCGCGUGGGGAGGACACGCCCAAUGCGGCGGCGCGUGGGACGGACGCGCCGAGCCAUGUGGUGGUGAGGACCAGGUCGGAGGCGGUGGUGAGGGCGGCGCCGGCGGCGAGGCCGCCGCUGCAGAAGUCGGCGAGCGAGAGGAUCUCGGUUCUGAGGGAGGAGGAGGAGGAGCGGUGGAGGCCGGCGACGGUGAGGGAGAGGGCGGCAGGGGACGAGGAGGUGGACGAGAAGGCCGACGAGUUCAUAAAUAAUUUCCGGCAGCAGCUCAAGCUGCAGAGGAUGGACUCGAUUCUGAGGGCCGGGGGCGGAAGGUAAAUUCGAUUUCGACGAUGAAACGCAACUUAGCUAAUAAGACGUUUAUUUUUUUCCAAUUAAUUGGUUGUGAAUUUGAAUUACCAUUAAACUGGUAGUAACAAUUUGUGAUCCUAUGAAAACAAAUUCUAUCUGAUUCCAUAUAUAGUAGUGGAAUUUACAAAUAUGCCCUUCAGUUUGUAAGCAUUUGGACAAAUGUGAAAGGGUAAUUUCGGCA